GUAUAUGUCAUGAAUCCGGACGAAUAUGAGCAGCUGCCAACGUCGAGCGUGCCGGCAAUCAUGACGGCCGGUGCGAUAGCCGGCGUCAUGGAGCAUUGCGUCAUGUACCCGCUGGACUCGGUGAAAACCCGCAUGCAAUCGCUCACACACAUGAAAGCGCGCGACACGAUCACGUCGACACUGCGCGACAUGAUCAAGAACGAAGGUUUGAUGCGCCCGUUCCGCGGUGUAACGGCGGUAGUGGCCGGUGCCGGUCCAGCUCACGCACUCUACUUCGGUGCGUACGAAUGCUCGAAGGAGAUGAUUGCGACCGUGUCCGAUCGGGACCAUCUGAACUACAUGCUGUCGGCAACGGCCGCUACGCUCGUGCACGAUGCCGUCUCGAACCCGGCGGACGUGGUCAAGCAGCGGCUACAGAUGUACAACUCACCGUACAGAUCGAUCAUGCACUGUGCGACGCAGGUCUACCGGACGGAAGGAUUCCGUGCGUUUUAUCGCUCCUACUCGACGCAGCUCGUCAUGAACAUACCCUACUCGGCGAUCCAGUUCCCGACGUACGAGUUCUUCCAGAAGCUGCUCAACAAAGACAAUAAAUACAAUCCUCCUGUACAUAUGGUGGCGGGUGGGGCGGCCGGUGCAGCCGCAUCCGCCCUUACCACCCCGCUAGAUGUGUGCAAAACGCUGCUAAACACGCAAGAGGACGGCGCGGGUAAAACGCGAGGGCUCGUUGAAGCGGCAAAAAAGAUUUAUAACACCGCUGGUGUGAUGGGUUUCUUUAAGGGCAUGCAAGCGCGCGUACUGUACCAGAUGCCGGCGACUGCGAUAUGCUGGUCGACGUACGAGUUCUUCAAGUAUAUCCUUUCGCGCGUAAAGAAACCGAUCGCGGGUGGAUCGAUGGGGGCGACCGGUGGGUCGAGUACGCGAGCGUUGGUGGUGGCCGAUGGGGAGGAUAAAACGUCCACGAUAACUGACCUACGGUACAUGAUACCGGCGAGCGCAUCCGUCAGUGCUGAAGCGUCCCCGACCGGGUGUAGCGGUGUCGUCAACAGUGCCAGCUUGCUGAUCCGAAGUCAGGAAAGGGAUGGUGCUGGUGGAGGUUCGGCUAUUGGUGGAGGAAGCGAGAAAGUUGGUGGCAGUGUGCCUGCUGCCGGGUUGAUCCCGCGCGGUGGUCCUGAACUUCCGGCAAUGUCCGGUGCCGGUAUUUACGGGGCGAUGAGCUUCAACACGAUGCACUCGAAUGAUACGAACCACCUAACCGACGUCCGAAGGACGAACUAAGCCCCGGGCCA
This is a messenger RNA of Anopheles maculipalpis, 1289 nucleotides long. RefSeq names its product mitoferrin (gene mfrn). Bases 10 to 1278 code for a protein of 422 amino acids. Lineage: Eukaryota; Metazoa; Arthropoda; Insecta; Diptera; Culicidae. Gene Ontology annotation, cellular component: mitochondrial membrane. Gene Ontology annotation, molecular function: ferrous iron transmembrane transporter activity. The record is from RefSeq and is a predicted model, not a curated record. The transcript has a single exon. Gene Ontology annotation, biological process: iron import into the mitochondrion.